Metopolophium dirhodum (rose-grain aphid) is the source of this 444-nucleotide messenger RNA. RefSeq lists its product as uncharacterized. Lineage: Eukaryota; Metazoa; Arthropoda; Insecta; Hemiptera; Aphididae. The transcript has 3 exons. The record is from RefSeq and is a predicted model, not a curated record. Bases 34 to 444 code for a protein of 136 amino acids.
UUUUACACCACUUUUAUAACGACUACCAACAACAUGUCUUCUUCUCAUUCUCCUUCUCAAUCUUCUUCAAAAGAUGGUAAGCCAUCAUUCAACCUUCAAAAGGCGUUGGACAAAUGUGUGUCUGAUUGGGAUAAGGCUAAGGCAGCUAGAGAUAAAGCAGAAACAGACCUUGCGCUUGUUUCACCCACAAAGCCAAACGAUGCCAAGCCAAUUAAAAAAAAAAAAAUUUCAAAUACUUCAACUACCAACGACAUGCCUCCUUCUUCGUCUUCUUCGAAAGACGGUAAAUCAUUAUUCAACCUUCAAAAGGCGUUGGACAAAACUGUAUCUAAUUGGGAUAAGGCUAAGGCAUCUCAAGUAAAAUUUCCGACUGCGCUUGUUACACCCACACGGCAGAAGGAUGCCAAGCCAAUGUAUCCUAAACCACCUAGUCGCCAAAACUAG